Messenger RNA from Staurois parvus, 1800 nucleotides. The record is from the annotation of a GenBank genome assembly. NCBI's taxonomy places the organism in Eukaryota, Metazoa, Chordata, Amphibia, Anura, Ranidae.
AUGUCAUCUCAGAGGAAUUACUGUCUUGCAGGAUGCUUAUCCUCAUGCGUUUUGAUCAUUCUAAUGUCCUUUUCUGAUGCUGCAUCCUUUCAAUAUUACCAAGUGCCACAACAGGACCAAGAAUACAGAAUGAGGUCUUUGCAAAGGUUGCCAAGCCCUGAUAUGCUGAAGGCACUGGAGUACAUUGAGAACCUCAGGAAGCAAGCAAGCAGAACUGAGAACCUCCCUGACUAUACCUCUUACCAAGGGGCACCCUUCCUCUCAGAGCAGAAGGACACCCAAGCCCUUUCAACAGACACUGCCAAAUCUCCAACCACAGAUGAUGAGUCUGAGUGGAUGAGAGCAAUGUUGGAAGCCUUGAUGCAAGCUGAAAAAGAGGCAAAGGUUUCACCACAAGAGAAAAAUAAUCUAUAUAUGGACAAGAACAUACCACCUGAGUUAAUUGAAGACUAUGACUCAAACAAAUGGUCUGAGAAGAGACCUAAAACUGGAAAGCUUUCUUCAAGGUUAUAUGAUGACUACUCUCGGGACAAUCCUCUGAAACGCACCAAUGAAAUUGUGGAAGGGCAGUAUACUCCUCAGAGCCUAGCCACUUUACAGUCUGUCUUCCAGGAACUGGGGAAAUUAAAAGGUCAAGCAAACACUAAAAGAGAUAGAAUGGAGGAAGACCAAAAACUUUACAAGGAUGAUGAAGACGAUUUGUAUAAAGCCAACAACAUUGCUUAUGAGGAUGUAGCUGGUGGGGAAGAUUGGAAUCCUAUUGAAGAAAAAGUUGAAAGUCAAACUCAAGAAGAGUUAAAGGAGAGUAAAGAGGAGGUUGAGAAGACAGAUGAUAUGGAGGAAGAAAUUAAGAGAUCUGGGUUGUUGGGGUUGCAGGAUGAAGAGCCUGAAAAGGAAACUAAAGAGCAAGAAAGUGAAAAUCUAUCAAAUCUGAUGAACACAUAUUUAAAGAUGUGGAUGAACAGGAUGGAUAAAGGUAAGCAGAACCCUGAUAGGCGCUCAUUAAAAUUUUCAGGAAAAGAAAUUGACCCUGAAGCUAUUUAUCAGUUGAUUGAUAUAUCCAGAAACUUACAAAUCCCCCCUGAGGAUCUUAUUGAUAUACUGCGUGAUGAAGAUGGCAGGAAGUUUGGUGGAAGAUUAGAACCUGAAAAAGAAGUUGAUGUUCCUGAAGACCUGGAUGAAAUAACAGAGAUCACUGAUAAAACGAAUGUCUAUAAAAACAAGCAAGGCUUUGUAAGGCAACCUAUAUCUCCUGUUCUGCCUAAUGUCCCUGAAGGCCUUACAGUUGAAGAUAUGGUGAAUCUUAUAGGAGCUGAUAAGUUACAAAAUCGAUUUAAACAAAAUGGAUUGCAAAGACCCUACCCUAUGCUUGGCAAAUCCAAGGGACACAAAGCUAUUUGGCCCAAAGAUUCUGAAAAGAGGCAAAUGGAGUAUGAACCAAGGCCUGAAAAGGAGGAGGAACUAGCAGAUUAUGUUGUAAAGAUGCUAGCUAAAUACCCAGAGCUUUUAGGUAACAAUCAAAACAAAAAAAUGCCUAUUCCUUAUUCUCCAGGUGAUCUUCAGGAGCUAGAAAAGCAAUAUGAGAAUGCUUUGAGAGGAUAUGUGAAUAUGCGUGGUUAUCAGGAUUUAGAGACAGUUUCCAGUAGUAACAGAAGGCUGCCGACCAGGGAUAAUGAUGACACACAGAACAAGCAGUAUAUAGAUGAGGACUUGCUUAUGAAGGUCUUGGAAUAUCUGAAUCAAGAGAAAGCAGAAAAAGCAAGAGAUCACAGUGUUAAAAGAUCUAUGGAAAAUAUGUAA